Benincasa hispida (wax gourd) is the source of this 868-nucleotide messenger RNA. Its product is annotated as cytochrome P450 81Q32-like. The record is from RefSeq and is a predicted model, not a curated record. NCBI's taxonomy places the organism in Eukaryota, Viridiplantae, Streptophyta, Magnoliopsida, Cucurbitales, Cucurbitaceae. Gene Ontology annotation, molecular function: iron ion binding; monooxygenase activity; oxidoreductase activity, acting on paired donors, with incorporation or reduction of molecular oxygen.
UUUAUGCAAGAAUUGGUUGAAGAACAGCGGAAUAAGAAAGGAUUGGGAAGAGAAGAACAGAUUUCUCUGCUUCAUCGGCUUCUUGAAUUGCAGAUCUCUGAACCCGAAUAUUAUACCGAUCAGAUCAUCAAAGGGAUCGUUCUGGUUCUGUUGCGUGCGGGAGUGGACACAUCAUCUGUAACUUUAGAUUGGGCCAUGACUCAACUACUCAACCAUCUGGAUAUAUUAGCCAAAGCCAAGGCUGAGAUAGACACUAAGAUUGGUCAAGACCGACCGCUUGAAGAAGCAGAUCUCUCCAACCUCAACUACCUUCAAGCCAUUAUUUCCGAGACCUUUCGAUUGCACCCCCCAGCACCAAUGCUCCUCACACAUUAUUCCUCCGACGAUUGUACCAUCGCAGGCUACAACAUUCCACGUGGAACGACGUUGUUGGUCAAUGCUUGGGCAAUUCACAUAGAUCCGAAGUUGUGGGACGACCCAACCAGCUUCCGACCCGAGAGAUUCUUGGGGGUAGUGAAUGGAUUGCAGUCGAAUAAAAUCAUUCCUUUUGGAAUUGGAAGGAGGGCUUGUCCUGGGGAAACUAUGGCUUUACGUUUCAUAGGAUUGACUUUGGGAUUAUUGAUUCAAUGUUACGAGUGGAAAACGGCUGGAGGAUAUAAAAAUGUUGACAUGACUGAAGGUGGAGGUAUCACCCUUCAUAAAGUGAAGCCUUUAGAAACCAUGUGUAAAGCUCGCCCGAUUAUGGAUAAGAUUCUAUCAAAUGGUUUGGACUAAAUUUUACCAAGGUUUGGUUACAACCCUUCCUCUUGUUGCAUGCAACUAUUGAACAAAAUAAUGCGAUUCCUACUCUAUCACUCUUAUUCCUUUA